ACAAUGCCUUGCGGUGUCCCAGUUCAGAUGCAAUGCAUUUACUAGCAGGAGUAAUGAAAUGGGUAGAGGGUGAUUUUCCGCAGCUUACUAGUCAGACCGCAAGGACUAGCGCACAGACAGCGCCGCUACAAACUUUCAGACAACGGGCUCAGCGUUAGACCUGAUUUUCCGUGGGCGCAGUUGCUCUUUGGUGUUACCGUUACUUUGUCGCAGUUCGUGGAUGUGAUUUAUUGGAUUGUGCUCAGAAAUGACGUUGGAGCUCAUUCUUUGCCACCACAGCAAAUAUUUUACCUGAACUUCAGUUUGGAUUAUAGCCUCGUGUCUUGGAUCGCGGUUGCUUUAUCGGUAGUUAAAGCGUGAGGAGCGAACACCAGAGAGGACACAGCUGCUCCUUGUUCCCUGCAACAUAACCUGCAGCCGGUGCCAAGGAUGAUGCCAUCCCAUCACAGCCGAACCAGACUGACCUGACCUGACCCGACCUAACCUGCCCCCCCCCGACCCCCACCACACCCUGAUCUACCAAACCGUGCCCCUGCCCAGCACCGUGCCCCUGCCCAGCAUGGAGCUGAAGGUCUGGGUGGACGGAGUCCAGAGGGUCGUCUGUGGAGUCACCGAGGCAACCACCUGCCAGGAAGUUGUCAUCGCUUUGGCCCAGGCCAUAGGUCGCACCGGGAGGUACACUCUGGUGGAGAAGUGGCGAGACAGUGAGCGUCACCUGGCCCCUCACGAGAGCCCUGUGGCGUCCCUGAACACCUGGGGCCAGUACGCCGGGGACGUCCAGCUCAUCCUGCACCGCACCGGGCCCUCCCUGACGGAGCGCCCGCCCUCCGAGGGCCCGCCCCUGAGGACGCCGGAGCGCGGCCUCCACCGGCAGAGCCUCCCGCCCCUCGCCAAGCUGCGCCACCCCAACGAGCGCUCCCUGCGCCGCCGCGAGCCCCGGCGCAAGUCGCUGACGUUCACGGGCGGGCCGAGGGGCCUGCGGGACAUCCUGGGCGGGGGUGGCCGCGGGGCGGGGGAGGCCGAGGGCAAACGGCGGCUGCUGCUGGGGAACGGAGGGGGGGGGACGCCCCACCACGCGGGGGCAGGGGGGGCACCGUCCCCGUGGGCCUGCAGGGCCGAGGACCUGGUCCGGCUGGUGGGCCUGCAGAGGGACACGCUGGGGGUGCUGGAGAAGAGGCUGGAUGCCUACGAGGCCGAACUGCAGGCGCGGGGCGGGGGGAGGGGAGGUGGAGGAGGAGGGGGGGACGCGGGAGGAGGAGGAGGAGGAGGGGGAGGCGGGGGUCUGUCGGAGGAGAUCGCGAGGCUGGAGAGGAGGCUGAGGAAGAACGAGGUGGAGAUGGAGGAGGAGGAGUUCUGGGCAAGCGAGCUCCAGAUCGAGCUGGAGAGCGAGCGGCAGCUGGAGGACAGGCUGGAGGAGCUGAGGGGGCGUCUGCAGGGGUGCGAGCUGGAGCUGGAGGAGAGGAUGACCCUCAUCCUGGACGUGGAGGCGGGGCUGGAGGAGGAGCGCCUGCAGCGGGAGCACCAGGAGACCCAGCGGGUGAGCGAGGCCGAGGCCCGGGGCCAGCUGGUCAGGGCCAGGACGCAGGUCAAGGCCCAGGAGAGGCAGGCGGUCCAGCUGGAGAGCAGCUGCCGGGCCGUGGAGCGCUCGCUGGGGCAGAGCGGGAAGAGACUCCAGGACCUGCAGUAUGAGCUGGAGCAGCUGACCAAGGAGCUGAGGCAGGUGAACCUGCAGCAGUUCAUCCAGCAGACAGGGACCAAGGUCACGGUCCUGCCCGCUGAACCCAGCGAGGACGAGGGCAGCCUGCCAGGCCAGGGCAGCCUGCCAGGCCAGGGCAGCAGUCCGGGCAUAGAGUUAGUGCCUCUCUCCGGCUCCCUGAAGCGUCCAGUCUCCUCCCACCUGAUGCCUGGUCACCUGCGUGGGCUUCACAGCCCCCUCACCUCCGGCCUCAACCCAGAGGGCAUCUACGUCUGAGGGAUGGGGUCGGGCUCCACGCCCCCUGGGGUCUGUACCCUGCACCACCCCACGGAGCCCCGCUGACGGGAUGUCUAUACAGUGACAGGAUACCUCAGUAGCACUUACCUGUCUCCUAUCUCCUUCACCUGUCUCCUAGGCCCUGUCUCCUCUCUUGACUUCUCCCCGUCAGUACUGGUGUGCCGUUAUAGUCCAAGCCUCCUCUGUAUGCAAACCCUCUCACAGAGAAC
Osmerus eperlanus (European smelt) is the source of this 2202-nucleotide messenger RNA. It is a transcript of the gene rassf8a, whose product is annotated as ras association domain-containing protein 8. Lineage: Eukaryota; Metazoa; Chordata; Actinopteri; Osmeriformes; Osmeridae. The record is from RefSeq and is a predicted model, not a curated record. Gene Ontology annotation, biological process: signal transduction.